UGAGUGCUGUUUCGGCCUCUUUCGGGACUGGCCGUACAUUUUCGCCUCUUUGUUUUACUGAUAGUGGAUUUAACUCGGAUUCGACCCAAUAUCCAGCGGGCUGUACUGUACCCAAACAGGUGCUGAGGAGGGGUAUUCCAUGAUGAGGAGUUAGCGGUAAACGACGUUAGCCACGUCAGCGGUGCACAUCAACAGGAACGCUAGUGGUCGCCACGACAACCGCAGUGUCCACAUGGCGGCGCUAGGGAACCCCGACAUGCUGACCAGGAAGAUCAAGUUGUGGGACAUCAACGCCCACAUCACCUGUCGGCUGUGUGAGGGAUACCUGAUCGAUGCUACCACGGUUACGGAGUGUUUACACACCUUCUGCAGGAGCUGUCUCGUGAAGUACCUGGAGGAGAACAACACGUGUCCCACCUGUAGAAUCGUGAUUCACCAAAGUCACCCGCUGCAGUACAUAGGACAUGACAGAACAAUGCAAGACAUUGUAUACAAGCUCGUCCCAGGAUUGCAAGAGGCGGAGAUGAAGAAGCAGAGAGACUUCUAUCAGAAGUUGGGGAUGGAGGUUCCUGGGGACAUCAAAGGAGAGCUGUGCAACAUGAAAACCCCCCUGGACCAACGGAAUGGUGACGCAAAAUCAGAGGAGACGACAAAUAAGGAGGCCGGGGAAGAGAAACCAGAGGAGGACAACGACUAUCACCGUAGCGACGAACAGGUGAGCAUCUGUCUGGAGUGCAACAGCAGUAAGCUGCGGGGGCUGAAGAGGAAGUGGAUUCGCUGCUCGGCUCAGGCCACCGUCCUGCACCUCAAGAAGUUCAUCGCCAAGAAGCUCAACCUCACCUCCUUCAACGAGCUGGACAUUUUAUGCAACGAGGAGAUCCUGGGCAAGGACCACACUUUGAAAUUUGUUGUUGUGACAAGAUGGAGAUUUAAGAAAUCUCCGCUCCUUCUCCACUACAGACCGAAGAUGGACCUCCUGUAGCCAGAACUCCCGACUCUUUGGUUUGGUUUCUGUUGUCUUUUUUACCGUGUUUUGUUUUGUGUCGGACAGCGGGGGUCUCGGUAGGACCGUUUUGCUCGCCCUCUGUGUCACGUGUCGCCGAUGGGAUAGUUUUUCUUUUUGUACUGAGAAACCCGCGGGGAGAGAGAGACCGACCAUGGUGCGAGAAUCCACACCAGCAGAACUAGAGCUGAACGAGGCGGAGUCGACAGGACGAACUAACACACGACGCCCACCUCCAGCACACAAUGCUCCCUGGAAGCUCCUGGAACUAAGAUCAACCUUUUUUUUUUAUUAUUAUUGUGUGUUCGCUAUGUCCUAAAUAUGUGAACGGAAAAAAAGAAUUCCCGCUGGAAAAAGAGCAUAUAUUUAUACUUUUGUACAGACGAGAAACAUGGAGCCGUGAAUAUAUUGGUGCUCUGUUUACACACAAACCACAAACAAACAAACAAACAAACAAUGCGAUGUCGUUGAGGGGGGUUUGGGGGAGUAACCCAUGUUUUUCUUUUUAUUUGUACUAUUCUUUUCGACCUACUUCCUGGUGAAACAUUGGAUGGGAAGGAGGAUGUUUUUUGAUACAAGGUAGGUUGCUUCCCAAAUAACUGUAGUCACAUCAGAGCAUCGAUAAAGUUAUAUCCAAGAUGUAAUUUUUCUUAAGUUGUUUAUCAAACCAUGUUUCUGUUUUCGUUUAUUUUAUUUACUUUUGGGUUCUUCAGAUUGUCAAUUUGUGAAUAGGCUGACUUUUUUGUGUAGUAAUUUAUGUUCUAUAUAUAGAUAUUGUACAUAAAAUGUCAUUACAAGAGUGCGAGAGAGAGACAGAGAGAGACAGAGAGAGAGACUUUAGACUGUUAAAAGAUGGGAUUCCAGAAGUGCUAUCUAUAUGUUGGGCCUCAUGUAUGUAGUCUGGCUUUACAAAUAGGUUCACAAAGACCCGCUAUCCGUAUCAGAAUAUAUAAAUCUACAUCUUUAUUUUGUCUGAAGAAGGCACAAAAAAUGUUUAUCAAAUCCUCCAUUCUAUGUGUGUUCGGGGCCUUCGUAUGCUUUUAUUUUGGUAAAUUGCUGUUAUGUCUAGUUUUCAGCUAGAACCAGAAAUCCAACCUUCAGUACCCCACAUUCAUCAAUCCCUCCCAACUCAAAUACAAUUUCAUUCAACAUACUGUUAUUUUUUAAAUACGGUACAACAGAAAAGUGCAUCAAACUGUCAUAAAAAAUUCCCCGGAAAACGCUUGGAGAAAUGUCAGGGCCUUAGUCAAGAAUGGGAUCAUGUUCUUAGAAAUUAUUAUUUUAUUAAUCUACAUUUCUUAAUAACUAAUCCAUCUGCUGUCAAACAAUCAAAAACAUCUCUGGGACACAGAAAAUAUAUAGCUGACGCUAUUGCUAGAAGCUUAUUAUUAGCUUGCUUCUUCUCGAAGAUACUGGUCUUAUCGCGACGGAAACUGGUUCCGUCCACCAAUUUCCCACUUGGCAAAUUUAAGGCAAAAAUGAUAUAUUGGGAUUAUUAGCAUAUUAGGUGUUAAUGUGAAAAAUAUGAUUCAAAGAAAUUUAUAAUAACACUUCAAAAUACCAUUUAUGAACAAAAUAAGAUGUUUCACAGGGGACUGAGUCAUUUUUCAAUAGUUUUGAUGCACAAUUGUAUAACAAAAAUUAUGGCUGUUUUGUCAUUUGGUGCUGAUGUGUGUAUGUUGUACCCUGGAAAGAUUCCUCAACUGUCGGACUUUAACUGUGACCUCAGCAAAGCCAUUGAAGUAGAUCUUGAGCUUUCUGAGUAAUUUCCACCCUGUUUCCACACCAAUGCCCAACCUCUGAUAACCAACACUUCAACUGGCCAUUUUAACUUGUGUUAUACAAUGGCCAUUAACCACCUUAACCACCCUCCGAUCAUCGCUUUCUCAUUCGAAACUGGAAGCAUCACCAUCCCCCACCAUAUCCCAUAAUGUGGUCAACCCCACCCUAUUCCCUUCUGUGAUCCCGUCGACCCUCAGCCUAUCUGAUAAUGUAGUCCUCCCCACCCGACUCUCUUCUAUGAUCACAACCACCCAACACAAUAUCCCUUAGUCUGGUUACUACCACGCUAUUCCUAAUGGUCAGCACUACCCUGUUUACUACUCUGAUCACCAACACCCACCACCCUAAUCACUACUGUGAUCACCAUCGACCCCCAACCUAUCCCAUAAUGUGGUCAUCACCUCCCUAUUCCCUAUUGAGGUCCUCUCCAGCCUUAACCCUGGCCAUUCAGAUGGUGUUAUUGUCGUUUCAACCAAUGUAUCGUUGGUGCCAUGCCGUAAUUCCGACGCCUCAUUGUUCCGACGUCUCAAUGGUCCGAAAUAUUUCCCAUUAGAUCGACAUGCCGACGGUUCAAUGUUACGA
Messenger RNA from Gadus morhua (Atlantic cod), 3367 nucleotides. It is a transcript of the gene pcgf3, whose product is annotated as polycomb group ring finger 3. The record is from RefSeq and is a predicted model, not a curated record. The transcript has 10 exons. NCBI's taxonomy places the organism in Eukaryota, Metazoa, Chordata, Actinopteri, Gadiformes, Gadidae. Bases 233 to 982 code for a protein of 249 amino acids.